Messenger RNA from Styela clava, 1709 nucleotides. RefSeq lists its product as uncharacterized. NCBI's taxonomy places the organism in Eukaryota, Metazoa, Chordata, Ascidiacea, Stolidobranchia, Styelidae. The record is from RefSeq and is a predicted model, not a curated record.
AAAUUCAUUUCACAAUUACCUUCGUUGCAUCAGGGAGAAAAGAUGACAGACAGCGAUGAACAACGCGUGAAACCGCAGGUUCCUUUGGAUUUCGAUAGUUUAUCUGGACCAAACUUACAAACUGUUUGUCCGGUGCCACCCAUGCCCGAUAUGGCUUAUCCUCAGCCGUAUCCAUACGCUCUGAUAAAUGGUGGAUUAUACGGGGAAAAUGAAGGUGGAAACAGGUUGUUUUAUCAAGGACAAUUGGAUGAUAAAAUACCGGCAAACGCUUACUUCUCCUCAUAUCAGACACCCUACAGAUAUUAUACUCAUAUUGCAUAUCCUUCUCCAGUACGAACUACAAACGUAAAACGUCGAGGCGGUCGUACAAAAAGUCGAGGAGUAUCGCGGGUGAAAUACAAUACGAAGAGAUCCAUUGACAAAACUACUACAAAUGAAUAUCAGCAACCUCCGGACAAUAUGUUAGAUAAUUUGAACUCUGCCAUACCAAUAACGAAAACAGGCAAAAAACGCGGAAGAAAGCCUGGCAAAGCAAGAGUAUCCACCGCCAAAGAAAUACCUGGAUUGACGAGAGUGAAAAGAAAGUACGUGCGAAGAAAAGUAAAAGAGAAGCCUAUCACUGAUAUUGUUCAACUCACAGAAAGUUUGGUAAAACUUCUACUUCCUUCAGAAAAAAAUAGUUCCAAAUCUCCGGAGUUAGAUGAAAUUUUUAUCGAAGAACUGGAAAAUAUGGCUUGGUCGACGGAUGAACUACCCCAAGAGGAUGGACUGAGCGAAGAUGACGUAAACGCUUUUAAUGAUCUCAUUAAAGAACUUUCAUUAAACUCUGACAAAAAGAGUCGAUAUGAAAAUGUUAAUUCGAAGAAAAAAUCCUGCGGAGACAAGAAAGGUGGAAGGCCUAAAGAAGAAAAAUCGGAGAAUAAAAGACAGCAAUCGAGCGGUAUUACACCAAGAAAGAACAUACUAAAUUGCCGCUGGAGGGCAAUGCGGAGUAGAAAAUCUAUACUAGACAACGAUUUUGGAAGUUCAGCCGUUCCACCUUCAACCGACACUUUCAAUUGUAAAGUAGGAGGGAAAUGCUCAAACAAAUGGCAAUUAUUACAGAGACAUGUCCUAGGAAACAAAGUUGUUAAACAACUACGAGAAGAGCGACAAACUGAAAGACUUAUUAAAGUACUUUGCAGCACCCCACAGAGAACAUUGAGAGCGAGAAAUCGUGAAGAAGGCGAUAUGUCUGCUCAUGAUACAUCUGCAACAUCAAGCGAAACCGCAAGUCCAGACAAAACUGCGUCAAGCUGGAUUAGCCUUAGUGAUACUAGUUUUAAUAUAACUGGACAAGGCGCUGAAUUGUGUGCAAUUCCUCACGGAGAUUCAAACCUUCCUCCAGGUUAUUUUUCUGUCGAUGGAGGAAUCUGUCCUGAUAUUGAACCAACAUUUCUUGUAUCAUCAUCAUCAUCGUAUAAUGAAGUUCACAGUCGGAAAGAGCCUCUCAACAAUUCAAACCAAUUGCUAUAUUCCAACCAAAAUUUCGUCUCUCCAACCAACUGAAUUUGUUUCAAACCAUUUGAGACUAUUGAGCAUUAAACAUUUGAGAUACAUGAGAUAACAUACUCACAUACACUGGGUAUAAGGGCGAGAUAUAAGAUAACAUAUCUUACUCUCAAUAUUAUUGAAAAAAAAACUUCAUUUAUGCAUUAUUGAUAACGAAU